AUGGCCUUCCUCCAGGAAGACGACGACGCGUUCGUGGCCGCGCUCUCCUUCCUGGACGAGUUCGCACCCGGUGUGACACCCCUUGAGGGCGCGGCUACCACGCGGAUUAGUUCCUUAUGCGGGCCUAAUGAGUCGCUGGAGGACUCGACGGAUUCUGCCGCUAGUUACACGACGAAGCCCAAGCCCAAGCGGACACGCCGUGUAGCGAAAACACAGGAGACGGAGGAAGAGAAGAAGCGACACAAGGCGGCGCUCAAUGAGAAGAGGAAGUUGCUGCGUAAGGCUGGUGUCUAUGGCGACGCCAACCGCGCGCGUAAUGAGCGCUCGAGGGAGAUCGCUUACUUACGGGAUCAAAUGGAGAAGCUGCAGCUUGAUCUACGCUUGUUGCAGACUCAACGAGCUAAGGAGAAGAGCGAGAAGAAAGUGGAGAAGGAGACUGCGUUGGUGCGAAAGAAAUCGACGCAGAUUACUACGAUGUGGCAGGGACUAGCAGAGCAACAGAAACGGCGUCGGGAGGAGGCCGAACGAGAUAACGUGCUGUUAAAACUGGCCAUUGAACGGCAGAAGAAGGUGGCGGACAAUCUACGCGGUUUGAUGCAAAGGAGAGCGACUCAACUGACGAACGAGUGCUCCUCACUGAUGACGCUUGCUCGCUCAAAACAUCAUCUUAUUAACGUGCUGCCACUGCGGUGCGAUCUUGGGGAUUUUGAAGGGCUCUUCCAACAACUGGAGAAUUCCUAUCGAAUGUUGGACGACGUCUUUAUGGCGAAUGGCUUAACUGGAAUGACAACUUCCCCUAUCGACGUCCACGUGCGUGAAGGCGUGUAUGGCAACUACUUUGAGUUGUCGAGCUAUAAAGUUCUACCGUUUGAUGUGCGGACAACAGCAGAAGCCGCGUGGAACCACUUUAAAGGUGUCGAGAAGCAUCUUGGCAACGGCAGUCUGUACGAGAAAGCGGAAAAGGGCCUGGACGAUCCGUACACGCUCAUUGCAGACUUGAAGAAGGAGAUUUUCUCCAAUAGCUCGCGAGCUGACAUCCGCGUCAAGCAGGCCCUCCGCCGCUACAUCGAAGAAGACCGCGAUGUUAUCGCCUGGACUUCGCGUGUAGUUCCCAUCGAGAUUAAGCACAAGUUGCUCCGUGGACUGACGUACAACUUGCGAGGCUACGCAAUUACCAAGCGCUCUCCAGACUCCACCCCAGAGCGAGAGCUCUCGGUACUACAGAUCUGCUACUUGGUUUCUCUUAACCAGGAUAUCGAGACUACGUAUGGCCACGACGACGCCCGAACCAUUACAGACUUUAUGGUUGUCAGUCUUGGGCAGAAUUUGCGAGGUCAUCGAGAGUUCAUCGAGAACGCUCUCGUUGACACCACUCUGAGAGCAGGCUAG
Phytophthora nicotianae INRA-310 is the source of this 1389-nucleotide messenger RNA. RefSeq lists its product as hypothetical. Bases 1 to 1389 code for a protein of 462 amino acids. The record is from RefSeq and is a predicted model, not a curated record. The transcript is spliced from 3 exons. Lineage: Eukaryota; Oomycota; Peronosporomycetes; Peronosporales; Peronosporaceae.